This is a messenger RNA of Besnoitia besnoiti, 1404 nucleotides long. RefSeq names its product LisH protein. The coding region runs from base 1 to 1404 and encodes 467 amino acids. The transcript is spliced from 9 exons. Gene Ontology annotation, cellular component: nucleus; cytoplasm. Gene Ontology annotation, biological process: proteasome-mediated ubiquitin-dependent protein catabolic process. Gene Ontology annotation, molecular function: protein binding. NCBI's taxonomy places the organism in Eukaryota, Apicomplexa, Conoidasida, Eucoccidiorida, Sarcocystidae. The record is from RefSeq and is a predicted model, not a curated record.
AUGGCGACUCUCUCGACUUCCCGAGGAGUAACCUCUUCUGGUAGCCCAACCGGCAGCGGCGCCGGUGGAUCUGCUGGUGGUGCGGGGGGCGCUGGAUCAGCGGGACCCAGCCCCUCAUCCUCCGUUCCUCUGGUGGGGUUCAUGGAGAACUUUUCUUUCCUUCGACCUUUCAUCAGUGGCGAGAAUGGAGACAGUGACGACCAAGCUCCGUCUAAUGGAGCGGGAUGCACCCCGAGGGAGUGGAUGGAACGCAUGGGUGAAGUCGAGGUGUACGAGCGAGACCUACAUCGCCUCAUCUUGAAUUUUUUCACUGUCAACGGCUUCGGCGAGGCUGCUGCAGAGUUUGCAGAAGAGACAGGCCUACAGCCGGACAUGCCGCUGGCGUCCAUUGCCAGGCGUUCCCAGAUUCGCGAGGCCGUUCUCGAGGGAAGAAUGGAGGAGGCAAUUCGACUCAUUCACCUCGUUGACCCACAGAUUCUAGCCGCCAACCCCGAGGUUAACUUCUUGUUGAAGCAGCAGCAGCUUCUCUCGCUCAUCGAGAGGGGAGACACGUGUGCGGCCAUCGACUUCGCCCAGCUGGAGCUCGCUCCUUGCGUCAGGCAGCAUGCGGACCUGCUCCCCAAACUGGAAGAGGCCAUGGCCCUCUUGGCCUUCAGUGACUUGAAGUGCGAAGAGGCGCAGCGGCUGCUCGGCGGCAUGGACCAGAGACAGCAAACCGCGCGGCGCAUUGACGAAGCCAUUCUCGAUUUCUUCAACCUCGAACAAGAAUCUGCCCUUGAGAACCUAGCGAAGAAUGCCCUGUGGAGUCAAAAGCAAGUCCGAAAAAGAAAGCCGCUGUCGUGUCCCUCUUUAGUGGAUCUGGCAACGGGAUCCAUGGCGCACGGCGAAUCGGGAGAAGGUAGUGAAAUAGAUGACCCUCCGCUUCCUCUGCCCUUGUGCACACAUCCUUCAUUCUCGUCCCAGUCCUCUCGCGACCGCGGGUCUGGAGGAGGCAGCGUCUUUGUGUCUCGACGUCACCUUCUGCUUCGUUCCCGGAGCUCUGGUCUUGCCUCUGCGGACUACCCAGAAGGACGCGGAGGAGGCGAGGCAAUGCAUCUAGCCAGCACUCCUGCGGCCGGAAGCGGCAGUCACGGGUCGCGCGGGAGCGGGGGCCACGAGGGCGCAGGUGGAGCUGGCGGAAGCGGCGGCGGGGCCCAAGACUCUACGCCGGGCGCGGGGCCCGGCGGCUCCUCGGAGGGGGCAGGUGGCGCCGCCCAGGCCACGGCUCUCUCGGGGGCUGGACAUUCGCCGGGAACAGCCGCCGAACCCUCCGACGUGGGCGGGCGGGCGGGGGGGUGGCAGGAGGCGCCAGUUCGGGGCAUCUUGGGGUUCGCAGCGGCCUCCCGUCGACGGGGUCGCCGCUGA